This is a messenger RNA of Boeremia exigua, 717 nucleotides long. RefSeq lists its product as uncharacterized. Lineage: Eukaryota; Fungi; Ascomycota; Dothideomycetes; Pleosporales; Didymellaceae. The transcript is spliced from 2 exons. The coding region runs from base 1 to 717 and encodes 238 amino acids. Gene Ontology annotation, molecular function: acyltransferase activity, transferring groups other than amino-acyl groups. The record is from RefSeq and is a predicted model, not a curated record.
AUGGCUAUCUCCAAAAAUAUACCAGCCAAAUCUACGAAAGGAGGAAACCCAGACCUCCAAGUCGACCUACUAAAGCCUGAAGAAGCAGAGCAGUACACGCGUAUUCGGCACGAAGUCUUUCGGUCCACAGUCAACAAGAUUCUAUACUCGCGCGGAGAGCCUUCGCAGAGAACGCUUGACAGAGUGACAGAAGAGAUUCGCGAUGGCGUGGUAAACAAGGGCAUACUGUACCUUAAGUGCGUCGACAUUUCAACCGGUGAGAUCAUCGCAGGUGCUCGCUGGCGCUGCGUCAAGCCGGCAGAUCCCACCGCGACGGAGCGGACGUGGGAAGAAGUCGAAGAAAGCUUCAAGCGCUCCGAACCGUACGAAGAAAGUGAUCCUGAUCUUUUCCACGCUCUCCAUGACCUAUUCAACGAGAACAAGCGCGAGAUCCUGCAGAACCGCUCACACUACGUCCUCGAUACACUGGUCACGCUGCCGCAGCACGAGAGAAGGGGUGCAGGGAGUAUGCUUGUGCGGUGGGGAGCGAAGAGAGCAGACGAGGCAGGCGUGGAGGCAUACUUAGAGGCCAGUCCAAUGGGGGCACCGAUGUAUGCGAGACAUGGAUUUGAGCCAGUAAGGAAGGUGGCGCUGGACUUGAGGCAAUAUGGCGGCGAUGAAGUUUUGGAGUUCAUACUGAUGAGAAGACCGACCAAUGGAGGAGUCGAGAUGCCUUGA